Molecule: messenger RNA, 2288 nt
Organism: Sitodiplosis mosellana (orange wheat blossom midge)
Lineage: Eukaryota; Metazoa; Arthropoda; Insecta; Diptera; Cecidomyiidae
Product: protein piwi-like
Biological process (GO): regulatory ncRNA-mediated gene silencing
Cellular component (GO): P granule
Molecular function (GO): protein binding; piRNA binding
Source: RefSeq, a predicted model, not a curated record
UCGUUUGAGCACAUGUCAAAGUAGGAAUUAUUUUGACGUUUAAUCCAGACAACCAUAAUGAAUAGUAGCGCCAAAUUCACAAUUACGAACUAAUCUCGUAAAUGUCACCAUCAAGAAACGUAAUCAAGGAAUAAUAUACAUUUCGAUGGACAAUAAAAAGCGUACAUCACAACAUCAAACUUAUUCGGUCGACUUUAUAUAAAACAAUAUAUUUAACAUACAAAAUGUUUAAAUGAUAUUCACAAAAACUUGAAAAACAAUUCACAUGUUGUAGUCUCUGUAUAUUGUGAUUUAUUGUGUUCCAUGCUUUUGUCCCGUUUUUUAAUUUAAAAUAAGGUAAUCUCAUCGUUCGUCUUGAACAAUACAACGGAAAAUGUCAUUUGAUGGAAAACAAAGAGGACGUGGGAAAGCGAAUCUCAAUGAUAAUGAACCGAGCACAUCAUCUUCAGGAAAACGUACACGUGAUCAUAGUAAUGGUGGCGAUAAUAAGCGACACGCGCCAGAAAAUAAACGUGGUCCGAGUCGGCGUAGAGAUUUUACGGUGUUGAUAAGAACAAAACCUCACGAAAACGCAACAUCCCAUGAUCCUAGAGCACUGCAAAAAGCUACCUUCGUAAGAUUGGAAGCGAAUUAUUUCGCCCUACAAUCGCAGAGGGCUUGUAAUCAGUGGAAAAUUUACAAAUACCACAUUACUUUUGAUCCCGAAUGUAUGAUGAAACGAAUGCAAAUGUUUCUGGUGUCUCAACAUAAAAAUAAAAUCGGCGGUUAUCUUUUCGAUGGCGCUCAAUUAUUCACGACGCGAAAUCUGCACGCAGAAAACAAAUCAGUUGAAUUUAAAUCAGAAACCAGAGACAAAAACGUAUAUACAAUUAAAAUGGUAUUUACACGAAUUGUAUUGAUGAGUGAUCAAGAAUCAUUGCAAGUUCUUAAUUUGAUACAACGCCGAAAUAUGAGCGGACUGCAUUUGCAAUUGGUCGGCCGAAAUUAUUACGAUCCUAAGAAUAUGAUUGACUUACGUCGAUUCAACAUUCAGCUAUGGCCGGGUUAUGAAACGUCAGUGAGAUAUCACGACGCCGGGAUAUUACUUAAUUGUGAUGUAGCGCACAAAGUCAUGCGAACAGAUACAGUUUAUGAACUAAUGAGGGAAAUCCAACGUAGCGAUUCACGAAACUUUGAAAAUACUUUUCGGCAAAAAGUACUCGGAAUGACAGUUUUGACCGGUUACAAUAACAAAACCUAUCGCAUCGACGAUGUCGAUUUCAACAUCACACCAUCAAGCACGUUUUCUCGAAACAACACUGAAGUCACCAUCAAGCAAUACUAUUCAGAAAAAUAUCAUAUCGAAAUAAGAGAUGCAUCACAGCCAUUAUUGAUUUCACAACCAAGAGCGAAAGAUUUGCGCGGAGGUGAGCGAAAAUCGGCAUGGCUUGUACCGGAACUUUGCCGUAUUACUGGCUUGGACGAGAGACAACGAAAUGAUAUAAACUUGAAAAUGGCGAUGAGACCCUAUUCUCAAAUGGAACCGCGGAUUCGAAGACAACGUCUGCUAGAUUUCUACAAUCGGAUUCAAAUUAGCGAAGAGAAUAAUAAAAUAAAAGAAGAAUGGGGACUUCAAAUUCAACCUAAUUUAGUACAAGUUAACGCCUAUUGCAUUGACCCAGAAACGUUGACUUUUGGCGAUGACAAUAAACUAGUUGUAAACAGGGCAAGCUGGGAGCGAGAAACGGGUCGCGGCUCUUACACGCUGUAUUCACCAAUAGACUUAUCGCGAUGGAUAGUAGCUUGUCCACAAUCAAUGGAAAGAGAAAUGCAACAAUUCGUUCAUCGUCUCAAAGAAUUUGCAACAAACAUGGGAUUCCCUGUAAAGGAUCCACGCUGGGAACGGUUCAAUGGCGACUCAGAUAUGGUACGUGAACUUGAUAGGCUGGCAAACAUGAAUCCCCGUCUCAUAUUAUUUGGAACGUCAACAAAUAGUCGAAGGAAUUCUGAUUUAUAUUCAGGAAUUAAGAAGAAGUGUUUUGCUGAUUAUGCCAUUUCAUCUCAAGUAGUGACCAAAUUCAUCCUGAGCAGUCAACGAAACAAAUAUGAUUCAGUGGUAACCAAGGUGGCUAUACAAAUGUGCUCAAAAUUAGGUGGCGCUCCGUGGUAUCCUCGAUGUCCACUUAAAAACACAAUGACCGUGGGCUUUGAUUUAGCGAAAGAUACAAACAACAAAAACGUCUUUUAUGCCUGUUUAGUGGCUACCAUGGAUCUCAAAGAAGAAGUGGGCUUCUUCAGUGCAGUUUCCA